GACCCGCAGGUCCUUAAGUCCUUGAAGGGAUACGCCAAGCCCGGUGAGAUCGUCGCCAUCAUGGGAGCGAGUGGGAGUGGCAAGACGUCGCUGCUGAAUGUGCUCAGCGGACGGGUAGUGUCGAUGAACGGGCAUGUGGUGACCUCCAAGUUCACAGUCAACGGUCACCCCACUAGUGGUGAGGAGCUCGGACCACAGAUUGCGUACGUCAUGCAGGAAGACACCUUGUGCCCAACAUCAACACCGCGCGAGGCCCUGGAGUUCAGCGCGAAGUUGAGGCUUCCCCCUUCCGUGACCGAUGCAGAGAGGACGAGGAUGGUCAACGACGUGAUCACGAUCCUCCACCUUGACAGAUGUGCGGACACCCUCAUCGGUGACGAGAUGAUCAAGGGCAUCUCAGGUGGAGAGAAGAGGCGAACAAGCAUCGGUGUGGAACUAAUCACCUCGCCUUCAAUUCUCUUUCUUGAUGAACCAACGUCAGGACUUGACUCUUUCGCGGCAUACAACGUCAUCCAGGCUCUGAAGGAUCUGGCUGGCCUUGGGUGUACUGUGCUGUGCACUAUCCAUCAGCCCUCAUCUGAAGUCUUUCACCUCUUCGAUCGGACGAUCCUGCUGGCAGAAGGAAGGACCCUCUACGAUGGGAGAGUUGAUCAGCUCUGUGAUCACUUCAUGAGGAUCGGGUAUCCUGUACCGGAGGAGACGAACCCUGCCGAUCACGUCAUGUUCCUGAUGCAGACCCUGGACAAGUCGCUGCUCAAGGACCUCUGCAUGGCCUACGCAGCGGCCAACGACAAGUUCGACCCUCACACUGCGUGUGCGUUGGAUGGAGGAGACAUUCCUCGCAAGCUCAAGCGAGUACAGGCUGGCUGGUUCACUCAGUUCAUGGUGCUUGGAAUGCGGGAGGUACAGACGGUUACCAGGAACAAGGGAGCGCUGAUCGCGAGGUUCGGAUCGGCGAUUGGGCUCAACCUCAUCUUCGCUCUCAUCUUUUACAAGGUUGGCAAUGGUGGUGAUAUCCAGUCUCACUUCGGUGCCUUGGUGUUCCUCGCCAUCAGCGCCAUGUUCGGAGCAGCUCAGCCCGUCAUCCUGACCUUCCCUGCUGAGCGCCCUCGGUUUGUCCGUGAGUACGCGACAGGCACUUACGGGGCAGUGCCUUACUUCUGGUCGAAGCUCUUUACGGAGCUGCCGCUCACCUUCUUAGUGGCUCUGGUGGUCUUCCUUGUCACCUACUGGACUGAAGCUCUCAAGGGAAAUUUCAUCUUGCACGUGCUCAUUGUCUGGCUCGUCAGCAUCGCAGCCUCAUCGACAGCUCUCUUUGCCGGCAGCAUCGCAUCCAACGUCAAGGUCGCCACGGAAGCGCUUCCAGCUAUUUUCGUACCACAGAUCUUGUUUGCGGGCUUCUUCAUCAAGAUCGAACUCAUCCCUGUGUGGAUCCGCUGGGCUCAGUACCUCUGCUCGCUCAAGUUCGGCGUCAACCUCAUCAUCCUCAACGAGUUU
This is a messenger RNA of Guillardia theta CCMP2712, 1497 nucleotides long. RefSeq lists its product as hypothetical. The annotation marks the transcript as partial. Gene Ontology annotation, molecular function: ATP hydrolysis activity; ATP binding; ABC-type transporter activity. The transcript is spliced from 2 exons. Lineage: Eukaryota; Cryptophyceae; Pyrenomonadales; Geminigeraceae. The record is from RefSeq and is a predicted model, not a curated record. Gene Ontology annotation, cellular component: membrane.